AUGACAUUUGCUACCUAUAUGAUACAUGAUGACUAUGGUGAUUCUGCGUCCUUUUUUGACCGCUUCACUUUUUGGACGGAGCCUGAUCCCAGCCACGGCUAUGUGCAGUAUGUUGACCAAGCCACGGCCGAAGGCAAGGGGUUUAUAUCCAUGUCGGACGGGGUCGCUUACCUAGGCGUCGACUACACCAGCGUGGUGGUGAGCGGUGGACGACAGAGUGUGCGACUGACUAGCAGAAGCCAGUACAAUCACGGGCUUUAUAUCCUAGAUCUUAGCCACAUGCCAGGAAGCGUCUGUGGGUCCUGGCCCGCGUUCUGGAUGGUGGGGCCUAACUGGCCACAGGGAGGCGAGAUUGAUAUCAUUGAGGGGGUAAGUCAGUCAACAAAUAAUGCGAUGACUCUCCAUACAAGCGACGGCUGCAGCAUUGCUGGCAAUGGGUUCACCGGAACCAUCCAGUCAACCAAUUGUUUCGUAGGUGCUGGCGGGCAAGGAUACAAUACAGGGUGUGGGAUUCAACUGACAUCAAACGCGUCUUACGGCGACGGCUUGAAUAAUGCGGAUGGGGGGGUCUACGGGAUGGAAUGGACCAGUGGUGGAUUUAAAAGUUGGUUUUUCACACGAGGCAAUAUCCCACUCGAUAUCCUGUCAGAUACCCCAGAUCCAUUGUCAUGGGGGACCCCGGAUGCUGCUUUUGCGGGAGACUGCAAUUUCGACACACAUUUCAAUAACAUGCAAAUUGUCUUCGAUACAACGUUUUGCGGUGAUUGGGCUGGUCAUCCAGAUGUGUGGGCUUCUUCAGGAACCUGCCAAACCCUGGCACCAACAUGCGAAGAAUACGUGGCGAAUAAUCCUACCGAUUUCCAAGAGGCAUACUGGGAGAUUAAUGCGCUGAAGAUAUAUCAAGACGCACGAAACACUACAGCCAGAUUGCCACGUUUAUUCCCCUAUCACCCAUAA
Aspergillus ochraceoroseus IBT 24754 is the source of this 957-nucleotide messenger RNA. Its product is annotated as glycoside hydrolase family 16 protein. Gene Ontology annotation, molecular function: hydrolase activity, hydrolyzing O-glycosyl compounds. Gene Ontology annotation, biological process: glucan catabolic process. NCBI's taxonomy places the organism in Eukaryota, Fungi, Ascomycota, Eurotiomycetes, Eurotiales, Aspergillaceae. Bases 1 to 957 code for a protein of 318 amino acids. The record is from RefSeq and is a predicted model, not a curated record. The transcript is spliced from 3 exons.